CUCUUGUAGCAGUAGGUUACAUAUCCAGGCGGACAAUGCUUCAUCAAUUACAUGGAGUCAGUGUAUUCUCAAAUGACGAGUACCACUAUUCUUCUUCUAACUCGUGGCCAGAGAAAGAAAGUCGGGACAGCUCCUUCAGUCGAUCGCGCAGCUCCAGCGUGUCAAGCAUUGAUAAGGAGACCAAAGAGGCCAUCACAGCCUUGUACUUCAUGGAGUCCUUCUCCCGGAAGAAUGAUCCGUCACCCUCGCCGUGCCUCUGGGUGGGGACCAGUUUGGGAAUGGUGCUGAUCAUAUCGCUGAACAUUCCCGCAAGUGAGGAGCAGAGACAGGCGGAGCCAGUGGUGGUCACUCCAAGUGGUACUGCGCUCACUCUGAAGGGGGCAGUACUGACCUUCUCCUGCCUGGACUGUAUGGGAUCUUUAAAUCCACCCGUCCUAUGAAGUCUGGAGGGACCCGAACAGCACCGAUGACAAUGAGAAGACG
This is a messenger RNA of Staurois parvus, 483 nucleotides long. The record is from the annotation of a GenBank genome assembly. Lineage: Eukaryota; Metazoa; Chordata; Amphibia; Anura; Ranidae.